Molecule: messenger RNA, 1512 nt
Organism: Acinonyx jubatus (cheetah)
Lineage: Eukaryota; Metazoa; Chordata; Mammalia; Carnivora; Felidae
Gene: SDHAF3
Product: succinate dehydrogenase complex assembly factor 3
Exons: 2
Coding region: 22-519 (165 amino acids)
Biological process (GO): mitochondrial respiratory chain complex II assembly; succinate metabolic process
Cellular component (GO): mitochondrion; mitochondrial intermembrane space
Source: RefSeq, a predicted model, not a curated record
UUUUAGAGCGGACCAAACCGGAUGAAGGUCGCGCGCCCUCUUCCGCCCGUGUGCCGGUUCACAAAGACCCCUCUUCUAAGUGGGGUGGGUACGCGUCGUCCUUUUGCGCAGGCGCGCGGUGUGAGGUCCACGCUCGCCUCUAUGCCGGCAGGGCACGCCUCGCGGGUCCGCGCCUUGUAUCGGCGCAUCUUGCUGCUGCACCGGGGUCUGCCCCCAGACCUUAAAGCCCUUGGUGACCAGUACGUGAAGGACGAGUUUAGGAGGCAUAAGACCGUUGGUUCUGACGAGGCCCAGCGUUUCUUGCAGGAAUGGGAGGUGUAUGCAGCAGUGCUAUGGCAACAAACUAACGAAAACAGACAAAAUUCAACAGAAAGAGUGUGUUUUGGAGUUGCCCUACCAGAAGAAAAACUUAAUGACUUUCGUGAUGAACAGAUUGGACAGUUGCAGGAGCUGAUGCAAGAAGCUACUAAACCUAACAGACAAUUUAGUAUUCCUGAAUCUAGGAAACCAGAAUUUUAGUCUAUACAAUAAAGCUUACACAUUUUAAGUUCAGAACCCCUUACUGGGUUUCUAAAAAUGUAUUUCUUCAGCUUUUAGGUUUUGUGAAUGCCUGGUGUUCAUGAAAUAUUCUUUAAUUUGGGGUUGUUAUUAAUGUUGUCUACAAUAUGUAGAUCAAUAUGGCUAGUAAAGCGUUAUAUGAUUGAAGUAACAGUACUUGCUGGAUGGGAUUUGAUUUUUUAAGUACAUAAGAAGGAAUGACUUUAAAAUGGACAAAGUUGUGGAAUUUUGCCAAAAGGUUUUUUUGUAUGUAAAUUUAAUGCUGUUUUUGUUCAAGCAUUAGCCUCAUGGCUUUAGCUUCAACAGACAAGUAUGUUAUGAUAAUGACAGAUGUGGAGUUCCAACAAGGUUAUUAUUUACAUACAUGGAUUGUCAUCCUGAAAGUUCCUUCCUUUCUCUUUUAAUAAUACAUGUAUGAUUAUUCAUGUAAAUAUGCCUUCUCCCUGAGUCACUAUUUAUAUACAAUGAAAGAUUAAAAAGAAGCUUAAAGAGUCAGUAUUAUACACUAUAUAAUCUAUCAUGCAAAUGAUAGUAUAAUGUUUGUACAGUGUUUGGUAGUAACAAAUGACCCCUUAAAUUAUGUAAUUUAUAGUUAUCUUGAGAAUCUCAUUUAUUGCCUCAUCAUUGGGGAGAUAAAAACACUUUCAUAAAUUUGUCGUAAGUUAUAAACUGAAAUAAUCAAGUGGUAAUCCCAUUCAUGUGUUUAAAAUGUUUAAUUUUUUAAAAAUUACUUGUGGGGCACUUGGGUGGGUCAGUCAGUUAAGUGUCCAACUUCGGCUCAGGUUAUGAUCUCACGGUUCAUGGGUUCGGGCCCUGUGUCACACUCUGUGCUGACAGCUCGGAGCCUGGAUUGUGUCUCCCUCUUUCUCUGUCCCCCCACCCCUUGCUCACACUCUAUCUCUGUCUCUCAUAAAUAAGUGUUUAAAAAAGUAAAUAAAAAUUACACACUUAUAA